AUGGAUAAGAGGCAACUUAUCGGAAGUGCGACUCGCUAUAUUGCCGGGCGUCAUGCAGUCCAGACGGUGUAUUGGCGGCGUGCAGGCGACGAUACUAAGGGGCUUGUGAAGACCACAAAGAUGACCUUUUUUGGCAAGAACGAGGGUGCCAACAAAGUCGACACCGCAGAAAUGUUUGCCAGAGUACGGGAUAGAUAUGCG
Brenthis ino (lesser marbled fritillary) is the source of this 201-nucleotide messenger RNA. The record is from the annotation of a GenBank genome assembly. NCBI's taxonomy places the organism in Eukaryota, Metazoa, Arthropoda, Insecta, Lepidoptera, Nymphalidae.